AAUCCAGCCCUCGGGCCUGGUCCUCGGGUUUAAAUCUGAUUGGCCGAGAGCACAUUUUGGGAUGGUGCUUAGAGCUCGACGGGGUGGUUUCAAGGAUCCCUUUUUUGGGGGGCCGAGGAGAGGGCGGGGCCGCCCGCGGGGGCCCCCUUGAAACCGACUAAUUGGGAUCGGAGAGGCCGAGGUGAGGGCUGGAGGAGGCACAAAGAAGUCGCUGGGUGCAGAAGGGAGGGGAGAGGGGGAGUUGAGAGGCUAGAGGAGGAGGAAGAGGAGAGAGGGCAGCGGCGCGCGGUGUCUCGGGCGGUUCAGUCCGACCGCGGCGAGCAAGCGGGCAGGCGUACCGCCCCCUCCCCCGCCCGGCCUCCCCAACUCUGCGGCCGCGAGCAAAGUUUGCGAAGAGGCGCGGGAGGCGGCGGCCGCAGCGAGGAGGCGGCGGGGAAGGAGAGCAGUCUCCGGGUUGGGGGCGGGGGCGGGGGGGCGCCGAGGAGCCGGGUGGGGGGCGGCGGCCAGCAUGCGGCCCCGCAGCGCCCUGCCCCGCCUGCUGCUGCCGCUGCUGCUGCUGCCCGCUGCCGGGCCGGCCCAGUUCCACGGGGAGAAGGGCAUCUCCAUCCCGGACCACGGCUUCUGCCAGCCCAUCUCCAUCCCGCUGUGCACGGACAUCGCCUACAACCAGACCAUCAUGCCCAACCUUCUGGGCCACACGAACCAGGAGGACGCAGGCCUGGAGGUGCACCAGUUCUAUCCGCUGGUGAAGGUGCAGUGCUCGCCCGAACUGCGCUUCUUCCUGUGUUCCAUGUACGCACCCGUGUGCACCGUGCUGGAACAGGCCAUACCGCCGUGCCGCUCUAUCUGCGAGCGCGCGCGCCAGGGCUGCGAAGCGCUCAUGAACAAGUUUGGUUUUCAGUGGCCGGAGCGCCUGCGCUGCGAGCACUUCCCGCGCCACGGCGCCGAGCAGAUCUGCGUGGGCCAGAACCACUCCGAGGACGGAGCGCCCGCGCUGCUCACCACCGCGCCGCCGCCGGGACUGCAGCCGGGAGCCGGGGGCACCCCGGGCGGCCCGGGCGGCGGCGGCGCUCCCCCGCGCUACGCCACGCUGGAGCACCCCUUCCACUGCCCGCGCGUCCUCAAGGUGCCAUCCUAUCUCAGCUACAAGUUUCUGGGCGAGCGUGAUUGUGCUGCGCCCUGCGAACCCGCACGGCCCGAUGGUUCCAUGUUCUUCUCACAGGAGGAGACGCGUUUCGCGCGCCUCUGGAUCCUCACCUGGUCGGUGCUGUGCUGCGCUUCCACCUUCUUCACUGUCACCACGUACUUGGUAGACAUGCAGCGCUUCCGCUACCCAGAGCGGCCUAUCAUUUUUCUGUCGGGCUGCUACACCAUGGUGUCGGUGGCCUACAUCGCAGGCUUCGUGCUCCAGGAGCGCGUGGUGUGCAAUGAGCGCUUCUCCGAGGACGGUUACCGCACGGUGGUGCAGGGCACCAAGAAGGAGGGCUGCACCAUCCUCUUCAUGAUGCUCUACUUCUUCAGCAUGGCCAGCUCCAUCUGGUGGGUCAUCCUGUCGCUCACCUGGUUCCUGGCAGCCGGCAUGAAGUGGGGCCACGAGGCCAUCGAGGCCAACUCUCAGUACUUCCACCUGGCCGCCUGGGCUGUGCCGGCCGUCAAGACCAUCACUAUCCUGGCCAUGGGCCAGAUCGACGGCGACCUGCUGAGCGGCGUGUGCUUCGUGGGCCUCAACAGCCUGGACCCGCUGCGGGGCUUCGUGCUAGCGCCGCUCUUCGUGUACCUGUUCAUCGGCACGUCCUUCCUCCUGGCCGGCUUCGUGUCGCUCUUCCGCAUCCGCACCAUCAUGAAGCACGACGGCACCAAGACCGAGAAGCUGGAGCGGCUCAUGGUGCGCAUCGGCGUCUUCUCUGUGCUCUACACGGUGCCCGCCACCAUCGUCAUCGCCUGCUACUUCUACGAGCAGGCCUUCCGCGAGCACUGGGAGCGCUCGUGGGUGAGCCAGCACUGCAAGAGCCUGGCCAUCCCUUGCCCGGCGCACUACACGCCGCGCAUGUCGCCCGACUUCACUGUCUACAUGAUCAAAUACCUCAUGACGCUCAUCGUGGGCAUCACGUCGGGCUUCUGGAUCUGGUCGGGCAAGACGCUGCACUCGUGGAGGAAGUUCUACACUCGCCUCACCAACAGCCGGCACGGCGAGACCACCGUGUAAGGGGCGUCCCCAGGCCGGACCCGCGCGGCGCUUUCCUCUGCCCGGGGUGGGGCCCUACAGACUCCGUAUUUUAUUUUUUUAAAUAAAGAACGAUCGAAACCAUUUCACUUUUAGGUUGCUUUUUAAAUGAGAACUCUCUGCCCAGCACCCCCACAAGGUUUGUAAUUAAAACUGUAAAUAGUC
Molecule: messenger RNA, 2389 nt
Organism: Rhinopithecus roxellana (golden snub-nosed monkey)
Lineage: Eukaryota; Metazoa; Chordata; Mammalia; Primates; Cercopithecidae
Gene: FZD2
Product: frizzled class receptor 2
Exons: 1
Coding region: 509-2206 (565 amino acids)
Biological process (GO): canonical Wnt signaling pathway; non-canonical Wnt signaling pathway
Cellular component (GO): plasma membrane
Molecular function (GO): Wnt receptor activity; Wnt-protein binding
Source: RefSeq, a predicted model, not a curated record